Molecule: messenger RNA, 4494 nt
Organism: Haliotis rubra (blacklip abalone)
Lineage: Eukaryota; Metazoa; Mollusca; Gastropoda; Lepetellida; Haliotidae
Source: RefSeq, a predicted model, not a curated record
UGUUAAAAAUACCUGAAAAAAUAAUUGGUUGUUUGUAUGUGGUCCUAAUUUAAUCUGUUCGCCCGAAAGCGGUCACUGCGGUUCUGUUGUGUUUACAAAUGGCGAAUGUUGUCAUAAUCUGCAUCCAACCAACUUGCUGUGAAUAUUUUGUCAGUGACACUGACAGAUGAUCAAAGGUAGCUAUCAAUGUCAGUUUGAUUGUAGAAGACGCAUCGAAAUCUAGCUCUAAACUGUCAUCGAUGUAGUCACUGAUUACAAGUACAGGAACAUUCUCGACUGGCUGAUUGAAUUACUAAAACAGCAAAAUGUCUGGAGAUACGGGUCCCACUGAACUGAGUAUGUCAGGCCCAGUAGAGUUAGACCAACUUCAGUUUGACUUCAGUGGUAAAUCAGAUGCAGACAUAGUUCUCAGCGGUGAUGUGAUCGAAGAAAACAAUGACAGUUCGAGAGAACAGUCAGCACUCAUAGACCUCAUCCCAGUCAGUAUGAACAAUGAUGCAUUUCCCGGGGGUCUCGUAGAUGAACAGAAUCAUGUCAAGGUGCAUGAGGAGGAGGGGACAGAGCAGCAAGAGGAUGCUGCACAAGACCAGAAAGCACAACUGAAUGGACAUCAUGCUGGUGAUGCACAUGCAUUCACCAACAUCCUGAUUGAUGAGAAAGUGAUGGAGCAGAAUGAAUCUGUUGAUUCAUCAGCAGAUAGUCAGAAUGGUGUGCACAGUGGACAGGGUGAAGAAGCCAUGGUGAAAGAUGAGAAUUCUCAGGUACAGGAUAAAGAUCAGAAUUUACUGAGAGAGAGUGUGCGAUCUUCGACAGAUGUGAUUGUUGAAUCUGGCCCAAUCCCAGAGAAUACCCGUCCUGAUAUUUUGUCAUCUACGAAGAAGCCUAGGGACUCUGGUGAAGGUGAAGACUCUGAUUCAGAGUUCGAAGAUGAAUAUGCAGAACAGGAAGUUAUCCAGAAAGAGGAGUCUGAAUCUGAUUCUGAGUUCGAGGUUCCUGAUCGUCCAAAUGAAAACACUGGCAUUGAUUUGUCCAAAGAAAUUAUCCCUCCAAGUCUGUCAAAAAUGUCCCAAGAUCAAACUGCUCUGCCUUCACAACCUGUAUCAGGAUCAUCUCCGUCAUCAGUCAUCUGUCCCGAAGUGCCAUCCCAGCCUGCACCACAGCUGCCCAGUGUUACACCUCCACCUCAAGGAGACAUCUCCACCACCUUGCCUUCAGUCACAGGGGGUGUUGGCCCAACUCCUGUAGCCCAAGUGAGGGAAACCGACCCCUCUGUAUCAUCAGGGCUACCGUCCAUCUCCUCCAGUAUGGCCAGUUCUUCAUCUCCGCUGCCUGUGUUGGACGCCACGAAGGAAAAGCUGAAAAGAGUUCCUGAACUUCAGAAUUCUGAUGACUGGGAGAAUGUUACCACAAUACAAGCUGAGUUUGCAGAGAACAAGAGUGCAACAAAAGACAGCACAGCACAGUCCUACCCUUCUCCCCUGCUCUCUGUCAAGGAGGCGGUUGACCAUUUCAAGAACUCGGAUCUGUCUGCUGUUAAGCCAAACGUGCGGACAUCCAUUGAAAGGCGUGGGUUGUCAGCAUUGACACACUUCCUGUUUGGCCCUCCCAAGAUACACAGAGACUUGCUGCCUGAGAGAGACAUGAUCUUCUGCGUGGCUGGAUCUCAGCUGGACAAUGAGGACAGAACCCAUGUACAAAUCCUUCAAUCUAUCUACCGCACGCUCACAGGAUCUCGCUUCGAUUGUCAACGCUUCGGGAGUCACUGGGAGGAGAUAGGAUUUCAAGGUCGUGACCCUAGCACUGAUCUGCGUGGUGUAGGAAUGCUGGGAUUGUUGCAGCUUCUGUACUUCCUGCGUAACCCGAAACUGCUGGCGCUCGCCCGGGACGUGUAUAAACUGUCUCUUCAUCCCACACAGAACUUCCCGUUCUGUGUGAUGGGCAUCAACAUGUCCAGGAUAUGUAUCCAGUCACUACGGGAGGCGCUUCUCAACAAGGAGUGCAAUAGGAGAAGGCAAGUGAUGGAAGUCGUGAAUGAGUUCUAUGUUGGGACGUACUUGCACCUUUAUCAGAUCUGGCGGAAGGGGAAGUCUAUCUCCGACUCAGGGCAUGUCAUUAAGGAAGUUGAAGGCCUUGCCAAGAAGAAUACAAAGGGUGUGUUUAAGAACCUGGAAGAAUAUUUAAAGAAGAAGCCAUCAGCUGAUGUAGCUGUGGAAGACAGCAGAGAGGAGUUCCUCAGUGUGUGCAAGGUAGAGGCUGAUGAUUGAGAAGUGAGGGGUACCUGGGGUUCCCCUGGGUGGAUGAGUGGGUGGCUGCUGGCAUGAUGGGGUGUUGUACUUAAGGUGAAGCAACUAAGGGAAGAACUCCUCAGUGUGUGUAGGAAGAUGAAUGAAGGGGUGUGUGAGAGGGUCAGAUAUAUUACCACAUCAUUAAUGGAGGAAAAGUUUCUCAGUGUGAUUAUUGUAAAUGUUUACACUUUGUAUUUUUAAAUACAGACGUCUUAAAUAUAGAAGAAGUAAAAUUUAAAGAAGAUUGUUUGAAAAACAUAUAUAAUGUCAAAUGCCUACCUUUGUUAUAAUUUGUUCAAGUUUAUUGUUAUGUAUGAUGCAAGUAGUCUUUGAUCAACAACAGAUGGAAAGAUUAUUACGUUCAUAUUGAAUGUUUUUCUUUGUGUAUUAACUUUGUUUGUUCCUUUUGGUAUAUUAUUGUAUUUAAAACUGAAAUCAUGGUAGCAAUGUCCUCUACAAAACAGACAUGGCAAGGGACACACUGUGUAUGUGUUAGGCACCUGACAAGGUUCUGGGGCAGAACACUUUACUGUUCAUUGACAAAAUUCUAGAGGACCAUUUGUGUAAUUCAUGUUUCCGUCCAGUAGAUGUGAUUCUGUAUGUUUUGAAGGAUGUGCUGUAGCCGAUGUUCUUAUGGAGGAAUGAAUAUCAUAGUUACUAAAGAUUGUAUCAAUGCAUACUGUAGUUGUGUUGUAUGUCAUGUGGAUGUUGUACGUAUUGGGGAUGAUUCAGUGGAACUGUGAUUCUGGGUGAUAUGCAUUUAUGUUGUGAUGUUUUUAUCUGGGAGAUGAGGGGGUGUCAUGGUGCCCUUGCCAUCAGUUGUAGAAUAUAGAACAGUCUGAUGCUCUGGAGGCAAAGAGUACAUACAGUGUUUCCUGUACCAAAGAUGAUAUUUCCUGCCAAUAUGUUUAUACAGAGAGCAUCUAUAUCUUCAUCAUCAGACCUCAACAAUUUUUUAUUUUCAACUUCCCCAGUGUCAUUAAAACUAAUCUCAAAAGGAAUACAGUUGAAGGAAUAUUUGUGUUGUGUUUGGUAAUUCAUGUCCACAGAGAGAAUUAUCAGCCUUGAGGUGAUAUAUGAAAGAGCAUCAUUUUGAAAGCUGACAUUAAACUGGCUCCUAAACCCAUCCUUCAUUCAGACUGGGUGGUCAGAAGACUCUUAGACGCAUUGGCUAAUUAGAAAGUUCACCUUACGCGACCUGAUAUAAAUGUGUCCAUAGAUCUUGAUGGGGAGGUCUUGUAUCAAAGUACAAGAUCUGAACAAGGAACCUGCCUGAAAACCUAUGUCCAACUCAGGUGAUAUAUUGACUGUAAUGGCUUUGUGAUAUGUUAUUAUGGACCUGUUCAAACUCCCCUGGUGAUAAGAUAUGUGUCAUAAUUAUGCUUUUAUAUGCAAACAUAUUGUCUCAUCAGACUAGCUGAUAUUUAUGUACAACAGCUCUGUUACCAUAUAAAACUUUGGACAAGUAUUGUUGGUAUUGUGUAUUAAAGCAUUGUAAGGGCAUAAUGUUUUUUCCUCAUACAGAUUAACACAGUUUGGAUGGCCAAAACCAGGAGAGGCAUGUUUUGUGUACUAUAAACAUUUAUUUAUAUAUGGCAAAAAAGGACACAGAUCUUGAAAAACAUGUUAAAAUAAUAUUAUAGCUCCAUAUUUUAGGGCUGUCCAAGUGUAUUUUUCAUAUGUCCAUUUAGCUUUCAAAUAUUAUCAUUUCAGUGGGCGAAAUUAAAUCUUUUGUGAUACAUGAUAGAAAUAAAUUCCAUUUUAAUUUAAAUUUGUAAGGUUGUAAGAUUUAAAAAAUUUGUGAAAUUACUUCCAACAUGUUCAAUGAAAUGUUCCAAGAAAACUUAACAGGCUGCUUAAAAGAUUAGUUACUACUGUUUAAUAUGUGAAAUUGUGUUUGUUUCCCACCACUGGUAUGUAAAUUAUCAUCAUGUAAAAUUUAAAAACAUUAUUUUGUUGUUUAGAUGAAAAAAUUCAUCCCAUAGACAUUACAUAAAAAGUCAGUGUUUGAUGUCAAUACUACUCGUUAAUAUCGGACAAGCCAACAUCAUGUGAUGCUGUAUCUACCAGAGACAAAGGCUAGUUAUGCACCAGUGGAGGAGUGAGUGAGGCAGUGUAUGAAAUAUACCCCAAAACCAGGCAUCAGGGCUGGUAACUUCAAAAUGUCACCAGCCCAAAGAAUAUUACUCAGAUGUAUGGGACAAGUUAU